AUGGAGAAGAAUAUGGGAAAGAAUCCCCUUGUUUUUGCGUAUUAUGUCACGGGCCAUGGAUUCGGACAUGCCACUCGCGUUCUUGAGGUAGUUCGUAAUCUCAUCCUAGCUGGCCAUGAGGUUCAUGUGGUUACUGCAGCUCCCGAAUACAUAUUUACCUCUGAGAUACAGUCACCCAAACUCUUCAUUCGGAAGGUUGUAUUGGACUGUGGAGCUAUUCAAGCAGAUGCUUUGACAGUCGACCGUCUUGCGACCUUGGAAAAGUAUGUCAAGGUUGCUGUGGUGCCUCGGGAUUCCAUUUUGGCCUCUGAGGUUGAAUGGCUAAAAUCUGUCAAUGUUAAUUUAGUGGCAUCUGAUGCUGUUCCUGUUGCAUGCCGAGCAGCUGCAGAUGCUGGGAUUCCUGCUGUUUGUGUGACCAACUUCAGUUGGGAUUUCAUAUAUGCAGAGUACAUGAUGGAAGCCGGACAUCAUAGUCAUUCUAUUAUUUGGCAGAUAGCUGAAGAUUAUUCUCAUUGCAACUUUCUAAUUCGUCUCCCAGGACACUGUCCAAUGCCUGCUUUCCGGGAUGCUGUUGAUGUACCUAUGAUUGUGCGGGGAUUACACAAAUCCCGAGCAGAGCUAGCUGAAUGGAAACUACAGAAAGGGUACCUACCUAAUGGAUGGAUAUGCUUGGUAUGUGGGGCAUCGGGAGAACAGGAGCUUCCCGAAAAUUUUAUCAAGCUUCCGAAGGAUGUUUACACACCCGACAUAAUUGCAGCUUCAGACUGCAUGCUUGGUAAAAUUGGGUACGGUACGGCAAGUGAAGCUUUGGCCUACAAGGUGCCUCUCAUCUUUGUACGAAGGGACUAUUUUAACGAAGAACCGUUUGUAAGGAAUAUGCUUGAGUACUUCCAGUGUGGUGUGGAGAUUAUAAGAAGAGAUUUGCUGACUGGACAUUGGGCUCCAUAUAUCGAACGAGCUAUCACCCUUAGACCUUGUUACGAGGCAGCCACUAAUGGCGGUGAGGUGGUAGCUCGUAUACUUGAAGACACAGCUUUAGGCAAACAUCCUACCCCAUCUAAGCCUAGUGGAUCAAGAAGGUUGCGUGAUGCCAUUAUUCUCGGGUAUCAGCUUCAGAGAGUUUCUGGAAAGGAUAUUGAUGUUCCUGAGUGGUACACACAAGCACAAACUGAGCUUAGCUCUCGUGCCCCUUUACCAGACGAGAACAACGAGUGUACUUUCUCUACGAAAGAUAGAACUGAAGAUUUCGAAAUAUUGCAUGGAGAUCAUCACGGUCUUUCGGACACGAUAGGUUUCUUAAAGAGCUUAGCUGAAUUGCAUUCCAUGACUAAUACUGAGGAUAGUAGUAAACAUCGUUCUCGAGAAUGUCUCGCUGCAAACGCAAUGUUUAACUGGCAGGAAGCCAUUAUCGUGACUCGAGCUCCCGGGAGGUUAGAUGUGAUGGGAGGAAUCGCAGAUUAUUCCGGAAGCUUAGUCCUGCAGAUGCCUAUUAGAGAGGCAUGCCAUGUCGCCAUUCAGAGGAGUCAGCCAGAAAAACAGAAAUUAUGGAAACAUGCUCAGGCCAGGCAGCAUAAUCGAGGACAUGGAUCGAUCCCCGUGCUUCAAAUUGUAUCUUUCGGCUCAGAACUGAGUAACCGAGCACCUACAUUCGACAUGGACCUGUUGGAUUUCUUGGAAGAUGGAAAUCCUAUUUCAUACGAAAAGGCAAGGCUAUUCUUUGCUCGGGACCCGUCACAAAAGUGGGCCGCGUACGUUGCUGGUGCGAUUCUGGUAUUGAUGACUGAAUUGGGCAUUCAAUUCCCAGAUAGUAUUAGCAUACUGGUGUCAUCGGGUGUUCCGGAGGGCAAAGGCGUGUCGUCUUCUGCUGCAAUAGAAGUUGCAACCAUGUCUGCCGUGGCUGCUUCUCACGGGUUAGAUAUAUCACCGAGAGAUCUCGCUUUGCUUUGCCAAAAGGUCGAGAAUCACAUAGUCGGUGCACCAUGUGGAGUGAUGGAUCAAAUGGCUUCUGCAUGUGGCGAAUCAAACAAACUCUUAGCCAUGCUUUGUCAGCCUGCUGAAGUAUUGGUCCAUGUGGAAAUCCCUUCUCACAUACGAUUUUGGGGAAUCGACUCCGGCAUACGGCAUAGUGUUGGUGGUGCUGAUUAUGGAUCUGCGAGAAUCGGCACAUUCAUGGGCCGAAAGAUGAUUAAGUCCAUGGCAUCCGAAAAAUCGCGCUCCAAACUGAAUUUUAACAAUUCACAGAAAACUGGAGGGGUCGACAACGUAGAAGAAGAUGAUAACGGCAUGAACUUGCACGAAAACGAGGCUGCAAUGGAUUACCUAUGCAACUUGUCCCCUCACCGUUAUGAAGAAUCUUACGUGCAUCGGCUUCCAGAGUUUCUAACUGGGAACGAUUUCUUGAAGAACUACGGAAAACACGACGAUUUAAUAACGGUAAUUGAUAAGAAGUGCAGCUAUGCUGUGAGAGCACCCACAAGGCAUCCCAUCUACGAAAACUUUAGAGUCAAGGCGUUUAAAGCUUUGUUAUCCUCUGCUCCUUCAGACGAUCAACUAGCUGCACUUGGUGAACUUAUGUAUCAGUCUCACUACAGCUACAGCGCAUGUGGGCUCGGGUCAGACGGGACAGAUAAUUUGGUCGGUUUAGUGCAAGAAAUGCAGCACAGCAAGUCGCCAAAGUCCUUAAACGGGACUUUAUUCGGAGCAAAGAUCACCGGUGGAGGCUCGGGUGGAACGGUUUGUGUGAUCGGUAAAAACCUCUUAAGAAGCAGUGAACAAAUACUUAAAAUCCAACAGAAGUAUAAGGCUACGACUGGGUUCUUGCCGUAUGUGUUUGAGGGAUCCUCACCGGGUGCCGGAAAGUUCGGCUAUCUGAAGAUACUUCUCGGAUCACGUUCGGCCUGA
Messenger RNA from Striga hermonthica, 2901 nucleotides. NCBI's taxonomy places the organism in Eukaryota, Viridiplantae, Streptophyta, Magnoliopsida, Lamiales, Orobanchaceae. The record is from the annotation of a GenBank genome assembly.